Eleginops maclovinus (Patagonian blennie) is the source of this 1467-nucleotide messenger RNA. Its product is annotated as E3 SUMO-protein ligase ZBED1-like. Bases 46 to 1467 code for a protein of 473 amino acids. Lineage: Eukaryota; Metazoa; Chordata; Actinopteri; Perciformes; Eleginopidae. The transcript has 9 exons. The record is from RefSeq and is a predicted model, not a curated record. Gene Ontology annotation, molecular function: protein dimerization activity.
GGUUUGCACCCAUUUUCUACAGUAGACGCCCCUGAAUUUCGGGAGAUGACAAAGGUUCUCAAUCCAAAAUACAAAGCCCCCAGCAGGGAAAGCUUAACCAACCACUUAAUCCCUGCUUGGUAUGGUGUGGAAAAGGGAAAUGUGAUCUCUGAACUGAAAACAGUGUCAAAGGCAGCUAUCACGGCUGAUGGGUGGACAAGCUUUUGUCAGGAUCAUUAUCUCACGGUUACUCUGCACUACGUGAGCAAUGGCCAGGUAAAGGAAAAGGUCCUAAAAACCAAAGCCGUGUACCAAUCUCAGACAGGCUCAGCUGUAGCAGAGGAGAUUGAUUACAUUUUAGAAGAAUAUGGUGUACGGGAAAAGGUUGUGGCAGCAACUGUAGACAAUGCAGCGAACAUGGAUGUAGCCAUCAAACAGCUGCAAAUUGUCAAAUUUCCAUGCUUCGCUCAUACGCUGAACCUGGGAGCGCAAAAGCUGUACAACUGCACUGCCAUAUCCAAUUGGGCAGCACGAGUUCGAGCAGUUGUUGUCUGGAUGAAGAGGUCCCACAUGGCAAAAGUUGUUCUUAAAGAGAAACAAGACUUGCUCAAGCUGCCCAAGCACAUGCUCCUCCUGGAUGUAAGGACCAGAUGGAAUUCCCUCUAUUUGAUGAUGGAGAGAUUCACCGAGCAGUUCCCUGCUAUCCAGGCUGCAGCCAUAGAUCCACGCAUAAGAAGGCCCAUGGAGAAGGAAAGGUUGGACAGAAUAGGCAACGAGGACUUAAGGAAAGCAGAGGAGUUUGUGCAUCUCAUGCGGAAGCAUUACACCUCCACACUGGCCGUCUCCAGCGACAAAAGUGCAACCUGCGGUGAGAUUUUGCCCAUCUUGCAGAAGCUGGAGCAACAGUACACUGUGCAGGAAGGUGACUCUGCGUUCACAAGGAGCAUCAAGGAGAACAUUUGGAAGGAUCUCUCCAAACGCUACCAGGGAACUGACAUUCAGAGAUUCCUGGAGGAAGCCACCAUCUUGGACCCCAGAUUUAAAUACAAAGUGAAAAGUGAUGCAGUCUGGGACAGGAUCAGGGAAGCUGCAAUAACAGCAAAUACAGUGGCAGCAAGAGAUGAGCUCCCAGGGGAAGGAGAGACACAGAGGGAAGGCUGCGAAGAUGGGGAGGAGGAAGAAGUAGAGGAACACUAUGCACUGCCACCACCAUCAAAAAAGACAGCCUUGGAAGAACUAUUCGAGGAGGAGGAACAACGAGCUGCAAAGGUGGAUCAGGAAAUCCAGUUCUACAAAAGCCUGCCCUCCAUCCCCUGCAGGGAUAGCGCCGCACUGUGGUGGUGGAACAAGCAGGAUACGCUGCCCUUGCUAUCUGGACUGGCUGAAAACUACCUCUGUGUGCAGGCUUCCUCCACCCCAUCUGAGAGGUCUCCCCCACCUCUAGCAGGAGACGAGGAGUGUGGAGAGGGACCGAAACACAGUGAAUGA